This is a messenger RNA of Siniperca chuatsi (mandarin fish), 3027 nucleotides long. RefSeq names its product kelch domain containing 2 (gene klhdc2). Gene Ontology annotation, molecular function: protein binding. Bases 311 to 1666 code for a protein of 451 amino acids. The transcript is spliced from 14 exons. The record is from RefSeq and is a predicted model, not a curated record. NCBI's taxonomy places the organism in Eukaryota, Metazoa, Chordata, Actinopteri, Centrarchiformes, Sinipercidae.
GCUAACGUUAAUUAACUGACGAACAGCUGUUAAGUGCUCGUUAGGUUGUUGCUAGCCAAAUAGUUUAGGGCAUUUUACCAAAUAUAUCCGUUAACUUGGGCUUUCGGUUAGUCUUCUAUCUAAGACAAAGGCUAAGCUAACAGCUAACGUUCAUUUAGUAACCUAAAUAGUUAAGCUAGCAAAGUAGGUCAACAGUAAUCGUGCUGCCAGCUAACGUUAUCUGGUCCGUUGCCCUGAAUUAUAGUUAUGCUAGCUGAAUUAUUGCUAACAAAGUGACGUGGACUAAAAAGUUUAAGGAGACAAGAGAGACAUGGCAGAGAGAAUGGCAGAGAUGGAGGAAGACAUUGGAGAUCUGCCAGCCGGAGAGGAUGACAAUGACUCAGACAGAGAUGAAGAUGACAGACUGUUUGCUUGGAUGGUAAAUGACGAUAUGGAUGAGGACGAGGAAGAUGAGGAGGAGGAGGAGGAGGUGGAGGAGGAUGAACAGCCCUUGGACACUGAAGCAGCUGAAUCAUUUGAGUUGGAUACCCCAGCUGAGCGCAGUGGUCAUAUAGCAGUGGUUGACAGAAACAUCAUGUAUGUGUGGGGUGGAUACAAGAAUGCUCAAAACCACGGAUUCUAUGACUUGUAUCUGCCGAGAAAUGAGAUCUGGACAUACAACAUGGAGUCAGGAGUAUGGACAAAGCAUUUAGCCGGAGGUAACCUGCACACAUCCAUGUCAGGCAGCUGUGGGGUUUGUGUUGAUGGAGUCCUCUACCUAUUUGGAGGUCAUCACGCCAGGGGAAACACAAACAGGAUCUACCGCCUGCCUCUGAGAGCUUCCAGCCUCAUUUGGGAGGAAAUGAGGGAUCUUAAAGGACUCCCUCCAUCCUGCAAGGACAAGCUAGGGUGCUGGGUUCAGAAGAACAGACUUAUAUUCUUUGGGGGAUACGGCUACACUGCACAAGGACCUCAUCAAGGGACUUUUGAAUAUGAUGAAUCAUCUUCACUUGUGUGGGACAGCCCUGGGCGAGGCUGGAACAACCACAUCCAUAUCCUGGACCUGGAGACAUCUACAUGGAGCCAGCCCAUCACCACGGGGAACACCCCAUCACCCAGAGCAGCUCAUGCCUGUGCCACAGUUGGUAACAGAGGUUAUGUGUUUGGGGGACGAUACAAGAACUACAGACUGAAUGACCUAUACUACAUUGACCUGGACACAUGGGAGUGGCAUGAAAUGAGCGUUCCCCAGCAGGGUCCUGUGGGCCGGUCUUGGCACUCCUUCACUCCUGUGUCACCAGACCACAUCUUCUUAUUCGGAGGUUUCACCACCGACAGAGAGACACUGAGUGAUGCUUGGCUGUACUAUGUGAGCAAAAAUGAAUGGCAGCCUUUCAAACACAGUCACACAGAGAGACCAAGACUGUGGCACACAGCAUGCUCUGGUCCUGAUGGGGAGGUGUUUGUGUUUGGAGGGUGUGCAAACAACCUGUUGUCUCAUCACAGAGCUGCUCACAGCAAUGAAUUACUGGUUUUCAACGUGCAGCCCAAAUCACUAGUUCGGUUCUGUAUGGAGGCCGUCCUGCAGCACAGGGAGCGUUUGUCUAGUUACUGGGAUUGCUUGCCUAAACACCUCCUGCACAGCCUCAAACAGAGAAUGGCACGCGUCAACACACUGGGCUCCUAAGCUAAGAGGAAGCCAUCAGUCUAGUCUGGAGGAUUACAGGAGAAUAUAUAUGUAUGUAUGGACGGGAUGAGUGUCACUCUCAAAGCAGGUAGUCCUAUUGGAGCAUUAGUUUAAUGUAUGUGGACACUUGCAUACAUUAAAAAUCUCUAAGCAAUAGUGAACAGCUGUGGAACUGUUGGAAAUGGGUCCUGAGUGGCGCACAGGCGAUCUUCAAAGCUCUUCAUUAACCUUUUCUGUUUAUCUUAUACGUCAAACUCUUGCAAAGAUAGUAGAACCGUUAGUGGAGUAGCAGUUUCAGGUCAGUUUUUGUUCAGCUUUCUUUGCUCAAUGUAAUUUUUCUGGACGACUUUACUCCUUCUCAAAAGCUAAAAUAUAAUAUCAUGGUUUUGUUUCUGCGAUAAAUGGAUCGAAGAGAAAAUACGAUAAAGAUAAGUUAUUUUUGUCAGCAUUUAGUAACUGCAAGUACAGUGAGGCUAUGACCGUACUUAUGUGUCCAGGGAGGUUUUGUUGACUAAUGCUAAUAAAAGAAUCAUUAUUUUAUCUUUGAAAAUAAGGUGUUAAGAUUGUACUAGCCAGUGCAGUAGGAGAUACCUGUUCAGCUAGAAAUAUGGACAGAAAACCUUACUCAUGUUUCAGCUUUUCAGGAAGACCACUGAAAGAAACCCUAUGUAUUUUCACUCAUUGUGUUAUUGAGGCGAGUGGGAAAAAAUUUUGCGUGACAAGAGGGCAGGACUUCGGCUUUGUGUUUUCACAAACUCCCUUUCCUCCACAAGAUUAUAGUGCAUCCUGUAGGUAUACCCAAGAGUCGAGGGCAGUUCUGGUCCUUCAAACACAUACGCCAGUCACCAGUCGUGGAAAUUGUGGUUUUCACUGUUCUUCCUCAAAAAUCGAACCAACUUAAAAUGUGUCUAAUGUCUUAACACUAAAUGCAGUGGUGCAAGGCUGAAGCAGGUUUGCUUUAACAGUGCAGAUUUUUUUUUUUAGGGAGUCUGUUUUCACAGACCUAAAACUAGUGCUUUGUUACGCAAGACUAUCUACUCUGAAGCCACAGAAAUGUUAAUUUUUAGUUUUUAUUUAUAUAUAUUUGUCAGGAAAUAUGUGGGUUCUUUGUUCUGAAAAAGGCUUUUAAAGCCUUUUAAAUUGUGUGGCUCCUGUAGCAUUUAAAUUUUAUUUAAUCAAUUACUUAAAAGUACUACGAGUGUAUUGGAUGUUGAGCCACAUUGCACUGAAAUGCCUAAUGUCAGUAGGGCUUUGUUUGUAUUUGCCUGGUUUGCACAAUGUUCCCUUGGUGUUUUUUAUUGUAGAAUACAAUGCAUACUGUUACUUUGUACUCAAAGAAUAAACAUAUACUAUAAACUGUG